Molecule: messenger RNA, 1505 nt
Organism: Parastagonospora nodorum SN15
Lineage: Eukaryota; Fungi; Ascomycota; Dothideomycetes; Pleosporales; Phaeosphaeriaceae
Exons: 1
Coding region: 177-1505 (442 amino acids)
Source: RefSeq, a predicted model, not a curated record
UUCGAACUCACAACGGCAGAUACAGCGCCGACUCGGGAAGAUCUAGCAAAAAUAGCGUUCAAGAGGAGCAGGCAAGUAGAGCUUCGCUUCCACGCGAGAGCGACUCUUCUGCUCACUACGACUAUCAACUCCUCGCCAAUGUAGAUGAGGCAGACGGGGGAUGUGUACCGGCGCAUAUGAACGUUUCCAGCCAAUCUGAGCGGGCCUCAACGUCGCGCGGUCUUCCCAGCCCCAAUGCGCUGGUAUCAAGAUUCUCCCUUAACACCAUCGAUGGUAGCACAAGCCCAAAGUUCCAAAACCGCUUGCAAAGGCGGCGACCAUCUCAGACCGAGCUUCCUACAGUGCAAUCGUGUCAGUCUAUUCCAGAAGCUACAAUUCCUGGCAUCCCGGACAACGUCCGAGCCAAGUUCACACGCAGGCUGUCAAACACACCGGGAAUAGAAUGUCUUGAACAUACCUAUCCUACUAAAGAGCACAUCCUCACAGCUGGAUCGGAGGUCAGUACUGUUGCUCCGCUUCCGUCAGAGGCCUUUGCACAGUUAGCGGAAAUAGAGCCUGGACAGACUCCACGGCCUGUGCACAAGCGGCACAGGAGCCUAUCGCUAUUUCGCAGGAAGUCGACCGUCGAAAAUAAGGACGCCAACAAAAACAAUGUAAACGCCUCAGUUGGCGUUGUCGAUCUCGGAACCAUUGCGUCUUCACUUGGUAAUUCCCCGUACGACGCUGCAAUGUCUGUUCCACUACGGAAGACAGUCACAUCCCCUACUCAUCCUCACCAGCUUGGUGGCGCACAGCCGCGACCUAGGUCUAGGAUGGAUUCUGGGGAAGCUGCUGAGUUCGCGCGUAUCCGCAGCAAGGAUCGAGCGCUCGCCGAGCAAGAAAUGCCUCAACAGCAGCGCCAGCAGCGCAGGAGGAAGAGUUUCCACACUCUGAAGGAAGCUGACGAGGCGAAUGUAUCUAGGCGGCGUUAUCAAUCGGUCCACGACAUCCCACCCGUGCCGACCAUUGACAUCGCGAAGCACGGAGGAUCUAACCCGGCUCAGUUGGAGAUGGAGAUGGAGACUGAACGCAAAACCAAUGGCACCUUCAUUCCUCGAUCCCAAGCCAAAGGCGAGGUGGUCUCAGAGCUCGUCGAAAAAUACGACAAGCACGCACAAAACCCUCCAAUGCAAGUGCAAAUUUUGGACUGGGACGCGCACACAGAACACUGGAACCACCGUCGCAAGUCUAUCGGAGAGGGUCUACGCACUGAAGCAAGCUUUGGCGAAGCCUCUGCUUCCACAGUCAACUCCCGAAACAAGCUGCCAGAUCGCGAGGAGCUGGCAGCCUGGGGUAGAUUUAGCGGCGGAUUGGCCUACAACUAUGAAGGCCGUGGUGGCACCGGUGUGGGUGGCAGUGCAGGAACACGGUCACUCCACUCCAAAGCGAGCUCCAAGAGCAUGCAAUGGAAGCACCAAUAUGGCGUCGACUUGUCGGACGUUCCCAUCAUGUUGCAGCGCGUAUAA